AUGGACGUGCCGGUUGCGGCAGUGUUUGAGAACACUGCCGCGGCCGUGGCCUGUGUGGCCUGGGUAGCCCUGCUCGUGGUGCAUUGGAAUGUGACGAAGGCGGAUGUGAAGUCCGGGCUGUGGCAGCUCCUCCACUUCGCGGAAGACUGGGCUUCUGGGAAGGGCUGGGGUCUCAGCCCCAUGGUGGCCCGCGUCGAGAAGGAGCUGAUAGAGGUCCGAGUGAAGAUCUUGAUGUUCUUCAACCGGCUAUGUGUUCACGUGGUUUUUAUUAUGAUCUUUCUCCAGCUUCUGGAGUUCUUGCGGGCACCCAGCCUGCACGCGGCGACUUGGUUGCUGCAAUCUGUGGCCGCAUACCUGCCUCACGUCCUGAUCAUCGCAGCCCCCGGGCUUUUCUCAUCUUCUCUUCUGCGCCCAAUGCAUCUGUUCUUCUUUGUGCUGGUCUUAACCACCGCGUUCGUGAGCGGCUCCGACAGCAAGGACGAGGUGUUUGGGCGGCUCGGCUUUUGCCUUUCAGCGCAAGUUGUUCAGGCAUUCAUUUUCCCUGUGGGUGCCGUGACGGUGGUGCAGUCCAUCUCUUAUGCUGCUGCCCACACAUGGGUCAUGGGGCAGGCGUUCGGAGCUGUAACCCUGUGGCUGGUAUUAUUCCACGUGUGCUUAAACGUUUUGGUCUCUUGCGCCCUCCCGGUAAUUUUCGAGUUCGCUGUUCGGGAAUGGAUUGUGGCAUCGUUUCAGUCGCAAGACUCGGACUCCUUGAUUGCGGGCUUUCGGCAGAUGCUGAAGGGGAUCUGUGAUGGAGAGCUGCUACUGGACGGCAACUUCCAGAUCUGCGGCACAGCGCCGUGCCUGCAACGACUCCUGUCAAGCAGCGACGACUUUGCCGGACGCAGCUUUCCGGACCUUUUGGCCGAUGAUGACGCGAGGAAACUGCUCAAUAACUUCCUGGCACCGGCCGCAGCCACGAGCGAUGCGGACGAAGGCGCAGAGGGCGGCAAGCGCUUGCAAUCCAGCGCAGGCGCAGCCCCGCGCUGCCUGCGCGUGCCUCUGCGGGCCCCUUCGGGCCAAGCGAUUUCGGUGGAUGUCUUCCACGUCCCGCUGCCUCCCAGUCUCUAUGGCGAGAGCACCGCCUACCACCUGCUUGCCCUGAAACAGGAUGUUGAUUUCAUGCCGCCCCCAGAA
This is a messenger RNA of Symbiodinium necroappetens, 1176 nucleotides long. Lineage: Eukaryota; Dinophyceae; Suessiales; Symbiodiniaceae. The record is from the annotation of a GenBank genome assembly.